This is a messenger RNA of Oncorhynchus masou masou (cherry salmon), 3872 nucleotides long. It is a transcript of the gene lamb3, whose product is annotated as laminin subunit beta 3. NCBI's taxonomy places the organism in Eukaryota, Metazoa, Chordata, Actinopteri, Salmoniformes, Salmonidae. The coding region runs from base 264 to 3752 and encodes 1162 amino acids. The record is from RefSeq and is a predicted model, not a curated record. Gene Ontology annotation, biological process: animal organ morphogenesis; tissue development; basement membrane assembly. Gene Ontology annotation, cellular component: laminin trimer. The transcript has 22 exons.
UACGACUGUGUGUAUUUGCGUGCCUGUGUGUGUAUGAGUGCGUGUGUGUGUAUUCAUCCCAUCAGGGUGCGGUUCAAAAGGGGAAGGGUGUGUCUGCCAGCUACCUUCUGACACACUCUGUAGCCCAGGUGAGACAGUGUUUAUAAGGACACAUCCAAGAACCCACACACACAUUUAGACAGACAGAUUCUGAACAGCACACACACACACGCGUGUCCACAUACAUACACCUACAACUGAAUUUCUCAUAGCAGGAAACAAAGAUGUGGAUUUUAUUCCAGCUAGCAGCCCUGACUGCAGUGGCUGCGACACAGAGGGACUGUUCUCGGGGGGCCUGUUACCCCCCUAUGGGAGACCUGCUCCUCGGUAGGGACCGUCAGCUCCACGCCUCCUCCACCUGCGGCCUCACCGGCUCGGAGGUCUUUUGCACCCCCUUCGGACAGUCGAAGAUGAAGUGUUGUCCCUGUGACUCCAGGAACCCAUCCAGUCAGUUGGCUCACACCAUCCAGGAUGUUCUAUCCACUGCUGGACCCAACAGGUGGUGGCAGGCCAGGAAAGACGUGAGUCCGGUCACCGUACAGUUGGACCUACAGAACCUGUUUCAGCUGGACACCCUCAUUCUGACAUUCAAGGGUCCUCGUCCCAGCGCGCUGGUGGUGGAGAGGACGCUGGAUAACGGUAAAACAUGGCAACCUGCUCUCUACAUGGCCUCCGACUGCAGAUCGGCCUUCCCUGGCAUUGCCAUGAUUACGCCACGUUCCCUGGACCAGACAUAUUGUUACACUCUGCCCCCCGCCACCACUAACCCCUACCAGGACCAGACGAUUCAAUUCAGCCCCUUGCGUCAGUUCUCUACCAUCAGCGUCCCCAAUGGGCAGAAGAUUCAAGAGGUAUCAGGAUUGUCAGGCCUGCGAGUGAGGAUGACUAAUCUGGGUGCUGUGCCCCGCCUGCCGGGCCGCGCUCCCUCUCUGUUCUACGCCCUCAGAGAGAUGAGAGUGAUGGGCACCUGCCUCUGCCACGGCCAUGCCAACCGCUGUCUGCAAGAUACUAACCAGCUACCUAACACACAGGUCAGUGCUCAGUGUGAAUGCCAACACAACACAGCGGGUAUAAACUGUGAGCGCUGUGCAGAUCUUUACAACGACCUGCCCUGGAGACCUGCAGAGGAGGGGGACACACAUACCUGCAAACGUUGUGAGUGUAACAACCAUUCCCAGCGGUGCCGUUUCGACCCAGAUGUGUAUGAGUCGAGCGGACGGAGGAGUGGGGGUAUGUGUGAGAGCUGUCUUCACCACACGACUGGACCCAAGUGUGACCGCUGUGCCCCUGGAUACCAACCCAAUCACCGGAGCAGCAUGGACCGGCCUGAUGCCUGCAUACGCUGUCAUUGCAGUGCUGAGGGGGUGGAGAAUGGGGAUCAGUGUGAUGACAUCACAGGGUCCUGUCGCUGUAAGGCCAAUGUUGAUGGAUCGCAAUGUGACCGCUGCAAGAUGGGAUACUACGGUCUGACCGCCUCCAACCCUCUGGGCUGCAACAAGUGCCUGUGCAGUAAAGAGGGCUCCCUGUCCAGUGUGUGUGACCCUGUGAGUGGUCAGUGUCCUUGCCAACCUCAUCUCCAGGGGCUGACCUGUGAGCUGUGUUCCCAUGGUUACUGGAAUCCAUCCUCUCCCCGUGGUUGUGAGCCCUGUCGCUGUGACCCCACCAACUCCCACGGUGACACCUGUGACCAGAGUACGGGUCAGUGCCAGUGCAGGUCAGGGUUCGGAGGUCGUACCUGUACAGAAUGUCCUGACAACACCUACGGAGACCCACUCAUUGGCUGCAGAUCGUGUCAGUGUGCUGCUGGGGGCACAAAGCCUGGAGGCUGUGAUAAGCGUACGGGGGCCUGCCGGUGCCGGCUGGGUGUCACAGGUGCCCGUUGCGAUGCCUGUACCCGUGGCCACUGUGACUCCUUCCCUGACUGUGAGGUCUGCCCCUCCUGCUUUUUCUCUCUGGACUCAAACAUCCAGAACCUCACCCUGGGCCUGGAGAGACUCUCCUCCAGGAUUCCCUCUCUUCCUGGGGGCUCGUUACCUACCAGUCUGGGUCCCCGCAUCAGAACCCUGGAGGCCACUCUCACCCAGAUACGAGACUCUCUCCCACUGCCACCUUCCUCUGCCAGACAAGUCAACGACGCCCUCUCUCAGCUCCGCAGGCUAAGGGUCCAGUUGGAUCAGGUGGAUGGAGAUUUGUCACCCCAAGGCCGAGCCCCUGAGCUAGGCACGCAGCUGGACGAACUCCAGGCUCUACUGGACGGCCUGGGUCUGGUGUACAACACCAAGAGAGAUGCUCUCAGGAACUCUGUCAACUCCAACAAUGCAGGGGCCUUUUCAUCCAUAAAGGAUGCCUAUGACGAGUCAACUGACUCUGCCAAAAGUGUUGAUGCUAGUGGGAAGACUGUAGACCAGUCAAAAGCAGUCAGAAAAGACGCCAUUGACCUCCAGAACCAGGUCCAACCAGCCAACACCAGAGACCUGGAGAAACUCAACCACCAGCUGAAAACCAAACCUGACCUCACACCCACUGCCAAGCAGGUGUGUGGCAGCAUGCGCUUUGCCCCCUGUACCCCUGCUCAGUGUGAUGGUGAGCUGUGCCCUGCAGAGGGGGCGCCCCCCUGUGGCCGUGGGGAGAGUUGUGUUGGGGCUCUGCCUCUGGGGACCCGGGCUGUGAGUGAUGCUGAGGAGGUGAAAGACAGACUGAAGCAGCUCAAUGGGAAGAUCACACAGGCCGCUGCACAGAUCCAGGAAACACAGGACACAGCCAAUAAGGUCAGACAGUCCACAGACGAUCUGGACAAUCAGAUGAGGCGGGCCAGGGAUGACCUGGAUGCAGAUCUGCAGGAGACGAGAGACUUUGUUAAAGAGCUGAAGGACUUCCUGUCAGACCCAUCAUCAGACCCGACACACAUCAGCACAGUGAGUGAGUGGAUCCUGAAUGCCAAGCUGCCUGUCAGUCUGGCUACUCUGAAGAGGAAGCUCCAGGAGAUCAGAGACCUGGCGGCAGGACUCCCAGACAGCACUGCGGUCUUGGACCAGGCUGGACCACAGCUCGACAUCGCCCGGCGCCUGCUACAGGAGGCCCGGGACGCCAGGGACGCAGCGCUGGGUGUGAAGGAUGAUGUUGACGGGCUGUUGGAGGGCUUCACUACAGUGGAGGGCUCCCUCUCUGGCCUGGAGGAAAAAGUGCAGGAGAGCCUGGACAUAGUGGAUGACAUCAGCAGCAACCUCACACAGACCAAGGCCCAGUUGUCUCCAGCGGUGAAGGUGCUAGGGGAGGUGUCUGCCCUGGCUGAGGGGAUGAAGCCUCAGCUGGAGGGGCUCAGGGCUCUGGUGCGCUCUGGAGAUAUGCUGGCCCAGAAUGCAACAGAAGAGGCCGAUAAAGCUAAGAGGGAGGCAGACGCUGCGGCCAAGGAGCUGGCAUCGCUGGAGAAGCAGUUGGAGCAGCUGCGUGCUGCAGAGAGGACCAGUGGGCGUGGCGAUGGGACGGGGACAGCAGGGGCUCGUCUCCAGAAGCUGCAGGAGGAGGCUGGUUCUCUGGCUCAGGACACUGGAGACAUGAUAAAGGCACUAGCAGGUAAAGCAGACUCUCUGAAUAGUCUACAGGAUGAGGUCCUACUGAAGUCCCAGAGGCUGACUGGCCUGGAAGCCAAACUGCUGGACCUUCUGGCUGACAUGAGACAGAAAGUCACGAUCUUCUCCACCUGCCAGGGCUGAGGUCAAAGUGCAGAGAUCAUCCUCACAUAGUCUGUUCUUUGGGAUAGAGGAGCGAUGUUACAUAUUUAUUUUGUUCCAAUUUUGUAGAAUGAAUGUCCCAAUAAAAAGCUUUAUUAUUGA